Molecule: messenger RNA, 1521 nt
Organism: Mucor mucedo
Lineage: Eukaryota; Fungi; Mucoromycota; Mucoromycetes; Mucorales; Mucoraceae
Exons: 10
Coding region: 1-1521 (506 amino acids)
Source: RefSeq, a predicted model, not a curated record
AUGGCGCAAGUCUUCAGUGUAUUAAGCGGAUAUCACAGCAUUAAAGCAAUUGUUUUUAAGCUUAAGCGUAGGCUUAAAUCGAUACCGAUUUCUUUUUUUAGAACCUCGUGGGGAAGAAAAAUCGGUCUUUUAAAAGGAACAAAGUUCCUAGCCAUACGCCUACAAAAUCUAGAACAGGAGGUGGUUACGCCAUUACAAGUCAAACAGGCGUUAAAUCUAAGACGAAAAGUAUCAUUUUUAGUGUGUCAUGGAAGCAGACAGUAUUCCAUCACGUAUGCAAACUACAUCAAGUGGAGAUUAUAUGUUUUUAUUACCACCGCCGCCAUAAAUGCAAUUGGAUAUAAAGUUUAUGGACGUAUACUUUAUAAAAUCGACCUAACUCAAGAAGCAUUGGAUAUCUGCCAGACAGAAGCUGCCAAAGCUACAAACAAUAUUCAGAAAAUAGCCAUAGAUAAAGUUAAGUUAACCGUUAAGACUAAACGUAGCUUUGAUGAUACUGUUUCUCGGCCAAACUUUCUGACAACAAGGAACCCGGAGGUCAAGUACUUUGAAUACUCUCCAAGCUAUAAGUGGGAUUUUGAAUCCUACAAAAAACACAUGAUGGACAAGAGGGUAAAACCUAAGGCGGGCGUUAUCUUUGCUAAGUACAAACAUUGCCUUAAUUUAUUGGCGCGUUUUGAUGACCUAUCUGCAAAUAACAAGCGUAUUCUGGAAGGAUUGCUUAGGAAAUGGGAAACGUCGUUUGACGAACAGCAACAGCAACAGCACCAACAACAGCAACAACAACAACAAUCGAUUAGCAAUGUAUUUAACAACUAUGACGGCCUGCAAGCCAAUAGUGUUAGUAUGUCGACUUCUGGUGAAAGAGUGAUAGAUGAAUGCAAAGUAAGUGAUGCUGAGUCAUUGAAUACACCUGAAAGUUGUCAAGCUGUUGAAGAUUCAGAACCAGCGUCUUUUAUAACAGACACAUCGGAUGAAUCAUUUCAAGCAAUCGAACCAGCCUCCGACUUAGGUGAAUGUCUCAAGCUACGCGAAUACAUCCUUGAACUGAAGGAGUUCGGUAACCCAAUGCCUACAAAUCAAGUUUUUAUUCAUAGUAUGGAUAAUGCGUUAAGCUUGGAUGAGAGAUUACGGUUGUCUUUGAUCAAGUACUGCGAUAGUUGUCCUGCAGAACUCUCAUUAAAGCCCAAGGAGUUUUCUGAUGAAACGUAUACAGAAAUAAGGAAACGGAGAAGAACCAAUUUAUUAGAAACAUUGGACAGACCACCAGCGACAGUUGCUAGCAAGCAGUCUGAAUUCGAUUACUACAUGCAAACCGUUUCCAUAAUUUUGCGGUUCAUUUUUAAUUCUAAAUCAAAAAUCAAGAUCGCCUGGAAAAUGUCUUAUUUGAAUUUAAAAAUGAUUGAUUUUCAUCUACUUUUUUGUUUAUUUUUCACAUUUAGGGAAACGCCUUCUAUCACUAAUCAGACUACCCUAGGAAAAUUAGUGAUUCACGACUUUGUAUUGUAUAGUCAAUACUAA